GAGGAACUGAGGAAGCAGAGAACCGGCGGCGAAGGGAAAGUUUGAGGUGGUGAUUAGAGAAGGGCAAAAUUGGAGUUUCACUUUCCAGAAGAAUGGAAGAGACCAAGAGAGUGCAAACCCUAGUGCAACAAGGUGUAUCAGAGGUACCGCUCCGAUAUAUCCAGCCGCCUGAGAACCGACCGAAACCCAUCUCAAACGCCACCUAUAACAUCCCUACAAUUGAUCUCUCCCAUUCAAAAGACUCGGUGAUCGCAGCAAUCCGAGAUGCCUGCAGGAAAUGGGGAGCAUUCCACGUCUCCAACCAUGGGGUUCCGAUCCCGUUGAUGGACCAGAUGAGGAAACUCCCUCUCUCUUUCUUCAAUGAUUUUCCCAUGGAGGAGAAGUUCAAGUAUGCCUGCCACCCCAAAUCUCCUGCCUCCGAGGGCUACGGCAGCCGCAUGCUCCUCAGCUCUGAGGAUGACACUGUCUUAGACUGGAGGGACUAUUUCGAUCACCAUACUCUCCCUCUCUCCCGCCGCAACCCCUUGCGCUGGCCACACUUUCCUUCUGAAUACAGGCAAGUGGUGGCUAAAUACAGUGAUGAGAUGAAAGGGUUGGCUCAGAGGUUGCUGGGGCUGACAUCAGAAAGUUUGGGGCUGCGACCAUCAUGCAUUGAGGAUGCGGUUGGGGACUUCUAUCAGAACAUUACAGUGAGCUAUUACCCUCCAUGUCCUCAGCCGGAGCUGACCUUGGGCCUUCAGACACAUUCCGACAUGGGUGCUAUUACACUGCUCAUACAGGAUGAGGUCGGUGGUCUUCAGGUGCUCAAGGACGGGGAAUGGAUCACAGUUCAUCCGCUGCCUAAUGCCAUUGUUGUCCUCCUUGCAGACCAAACUGAGAUUAUAACCAAUGGGAAAUACAGAAGUGGUGUACAUAGAGCCAUAACAAAUGCCAGCAGAGCACGACUUUCAGUUGCUACCUUUCAUGAUCCGGCCAAGGCAGUUAAAAUAUCUCCUGCAUCUGAUCUUCUGAGUGAGUCUUCCCCUCCUCGAUAUAGUUCAGUUGUUUAUGGAGACUAUGUGUCGUCCUGGUACUCAAAGGGCCCGGAAGGAAAACGAAAUCUUGAUGCUCUCAGGCUUGAUACAUAGUUUAGGUGGACACAAUUCAUUGUUAAUUUGUUCUGUGUUCAGUUAUGCAAAAUACCAUCACUUUAUUGUCAGAUGAGGGAUAUGUUGCUAAACUUUUCCAUCCGAAAAAACAGAACAUGGGAUUGCGAAUGAAAUAAAGGGACAAAUUCCAA
Messenger RNA from Rubroshorea leprosula, 1279 nucleotides. NCBI's taxonomy places the organism in Eukaryota, Viridiplantae, Streptophyta, Magnoliopsida, Malvales, Dipterocarpaceae. The record is from the annotation of a GenBank genome assembly.